GUACUCGUCUUUUGUUUAUGCCUCUCAGGUGGAGGAAGCCUUGACCAUCAAAAAUACAGAUAUUGCCAAAGAGCUCUGCCUCCCUCCUGUGAAACUGCACUGCUCCAUGCUGGCUGAAGAUGCAAUCAAGGCCGCCCUGGCUGAUUACAAACUGAAACAAGAACCUAAGAAAGGAGAGGCAGAGAAGUGAGCCUAUGAUGAAGCCUCCAGCAGGUCACAUCAUCUUUUGGCCCAUCCGUCACGCAGUCACCUUAGAUGUUCAGAAGCCCCUCGCACUGCAUAGAAGAGCUACAAGAUACGCACAGUAUUUGCUAUUCACAUUGUGACUCUAAUGCAAGCAAAAUACAAAGUUUAAUUGUUCUGAAUCCUGUGGUUUCUUUCAGCUCACUUUUAUCGCCUUAAUCUAGUUAAUGUAUAUUUUGAUUGUGUAUAUGAUCUCAGAACGGAAAUUGAUAAUGAAGUCUCAAGUUUUGAUAGCCCAUGAAAUGCAUAAAUAUCUAAUUUUACAUGGAGUGAUUUUGGGGAAGAUUACCAAUAAAAUGCCUUGGUCUGAUUA
This is a messenger RNA of Galeopterus variegatus (Sunda flying lemur), 556 nucleotides long. RefSeq names its product iron-sulfur cluster assembly enzyme ISCU, mitochondrial-like. Gene Ontology annotation, cellular component: cytoplasm; mitochondrial matrix. Gene Ontology annotation, biological process: iron-sulfur cluster assembly; intracellular iron ion homeostasis. The record is from RefSeq and is a predicted model, not a curated record. NCBI's taxonomy places the organism in Eukaryota, Metazoa, Chordata, Mammalia, Dermoptera, Cynocephalidae. Gene Ontology annotation, molecular function: ferrous iron binding; 2 iron, 2 sulfur cluster binding. The annotation marks the transcript as partial. The transcript has 2 exons.